Messenger RNA from Cuscuta europaea, 465 nucleotides. Lineage: Eukaryota; Viridiplantae; Streptophyta; Magnoliopsida; Solanales; Convolvulaceae. The record is from the annotation of a GenBank genome assembly.
CGGCCAAAGAAAUCCAAGGAUAAGGUUGAAGAUGGAGGAGUAACCGCAGCACUUAUGACGAUUGCUGAAGCUUUUAAGGAUAGCACUUCUGCGCUUCGUGAGAGCACGUUAGCUUAUGAAAAAUCUCAUCAAAAGCUUCCGAUUUCUGAAGUUGAGCUUUGGAAGCUUUUGGAGGAUUUGCAUAUUGAAAAUCAUUUGAUCAACCGAGCAUAUCUGUACCUUCUCAACAAUCCUGAUAUGAUCAAAGGACUCAUUGGAUGCCCGAAGAAUAAACAGAAGGAGUUGCUUAUUGAAAUGGUGUUUGGUCCACCGGCAUCUACUACCAGGCCAUAUUAGUGAAGGCAAGUGUGUGUGAAAGUCGAGCUUAUUUGGAGUGCAUUGACUUCUUUAUGUUAUUGAUUGGAAUGCGCUAGAUUAAUAUAACUGCAAGUACUUGAAAUAAAAUGUGAAACAUAAUACGCUGAG